AUGGAUGGCUCUCAGGCCCCGGCGAAUCAGCCUAUGGUUCAGCCUCAACAGCACUCGAACCUAAUCCGGACAGACCAGGUCCAGAAAUUGCCUCAUCUCAAUGAGCAGCAAAAGGCUCAGCACACCCAGUUGGUGCGCAAUUUCUGGGAGAUACUCAACAGCCGGGACCCGCAGAGUGCGGAAUACCAGAACGCCCACAUGAGACUCACACAGCUCUCUCAGAAUUUGAUGAAAGGCAUGCGAAUAUUUCAACAAAACCGCCAGCAAGCACUGCAGCAGCACCAACAGGCUCAGGCGGCAGCUGCAGCCGCUCAGGGACAGCCAGUUCAACGUACGCAGUCCGCCAACCCACAGUCUUUCGCGCAGCUUCUCCCACAAAUCCAACAGAAAGUGAACGGUCUUCACUUCUUCCUCCCUCCCAAUAUCAGCAAAGAACAAGUACAAACAUGGCUGCCGGAAGCAAGACUACGCUACGGUAUUGCGCUCCAGAAGCAGGAGAUCGGACGCGUACGUAUCGCGGAACUGCGCCAACAGUUCGCGCAGCGACAGGCCGCUGGGAACAUGAGCCAGGAAGAGGUGCAGGAGUUCAAAAACCGGCAGCUUGCGGCGGAAAAGCUCUACCGAGAAGGCAGCGACUUCUUGAACAAAUUCAAGGAGCAACAGGAAUCCUUCAAGGCGCAGCAGCAGAACCAGCAGCUCAAUAGAGCAGGGCUACCGAACGCCACGCCCGGUCAACCUCAACAGCCACAGGGGACUGCAGAGCAGGCUGCUGCUGCGACUGCGACUGCGACUGCGCCUGCCGCCACACCUGCGCCGACUGCCGGUGACAAGCGUCCAGUGAAUGUCCCCGGACCCAUGCACCCUGGGCAAGCCCCUACUCCGGCACCUCACACCAUUAACUCUGCAGUAACUGCCGCGCGAAAUCAAGCCGGACAAGGUCCGGCCAUGUCUCCCUCCACGACUCAGCCGGGCCAAGCACCCGUCGCACAAGCUGCAGGCACCGCACCUGCCGCUCCCGCCGCGCCUCCCCAGCAACCACAACAGCAGCAACCGCAACCUCUUUCACAACAGGGGACUCCAGGCGCGCAGAUCACAUUUACUCAAACACCUAAUCCGGACGGUUCGACGCCUACCCCUACAGCUCCGCAGCCAGUCAACGUACAAGGCCCGCCACGUCCUUUGUCCCAUCAAGCUGCGAUGGCGCAAGCUGCUCAGAAUUAUACCAACAACGCCGCGAACAAUAACAUGGCUCAGCAGAAUGUAUCGCAAGCAGCUGCCAAUCCUCAUGCACAUCCUCAAGGGUAUAUUCCCAAUCGCGCGUCGGAAAAUUCAGCGCGCAACAUCAACAUGGCCAUUCCAAAGAACCUUAACGUUCCUCCCCCGGAGCCGGUCAGCAUGGCACCAGCCCGGCCCACUCUGUCCGGCGGCCCCAGUCAUGGCGCCAUGGGUAUGAUGGGCCAACCAGCCAUCCAGAAGCAUCCCGGCUACGUUCUUGAAGGCGAAGGCCAGCGUGUCUUGAGCAAGAAGAUGCUUGACAUCCUGGUGCGCCAGGUCACCGGAGGAGGAGAGGGUGAAGGACUUACGCCAGACGCUGAAGAGUUCAUCCUGCAAAUGGCCGACGAUUUCGUUGAUGACGUGGUCACCGCUGCUUGCCGUCUCGCCAAAUUGCGCCCAUCCUCUACACUUGAAAUCCGCGAUAUCCAACUCGUCCUGGAAAGAAACUACAACAUGCGCAUCUCCGGCUUCUCCACCGACGAUCUCCGCACCGUGAAGAAACCGCAGCCCACACAAGGCUGGACUCAAAAGAUGUCAGCUGUUCAGGCCGCCAAAGUCACUCAAGGAAAGGCCGAGUGA
Aspergillus thermomutatus is the source of this 1854-nucleotide messenger RNA. RefSeq names its product putative transcription initiation factor TFIID subunit 12. The record is from RefSeq and is a predicted model, not a curated record. Gene Ontology annotation, molecular function: TBP-class protein binding; DNA binding; protein heterodimerization activity. The transcript has 2 exons. Gene Ontology annotation, cellular component: SAGA complex; transcription factor TFIID complex; SLIK (SAGA-like) complex. Lineage: Eukaryota; Fungi; Ascomycota; Eurotiomycetes; Eurotiales; Aspergillaceae. Bases 1 to 1854 code for a protein of 617 amino acids. Gene Ontology annotation, biological process: DNA-templated transcription initiation; RNA polymerase II preinitiation complex assembly.